Molecule: messenger RNA, 1297 nt
Organism: Halichondria panicea
Lineage: Eukaryota; Metazoa; Porifera; Demospongiae; Suberitida; Halichondriidae
Product: erythritol/L-threitol dehydrogenase-like
Exons: 11
Coding region: 92-1192 (366 amino acids)
Molecular function (GO): oxidoreductase activity; zinc ion binding
Source: RefSeq, a predicted model, not a curated record
AGGUGCGGCUAGUUUGGGAGACUACAGUUGCUGCAAUGGGGGCGUAGCUCAUUGUGACGAUCGAUCAAUACCUAAAUUGUAAAGUAAAAAGAUGUCUUCAGCCAUGGCACCUUCUGAAGCAGGCACAAUGGAGUGUGUCAUGUGUCACGCACCAGGUGACUAUCGUGUUGAGGAGGUGGGUGUGCCUGAGGUGGGGGAGGGAGAGCUGCUCGUCAAGGUCCUCGCUGUCGGCAUAUGUGCUGGAGAUGCUAAAUGCUUUGCUGGAGCUCCCUACUUCUGGGGUGAUGAGGUACACCCACGCUAUGUGGAGCCUCCAGUUAUCCCCGGCCAUGAGUUCAUAGGAGAGGUGGUCAAGUUGGGACCAGGUGCUCCAGAGCAGUACAAUGUGGAGGUUGGGGACCAUGCCAUUGCUGAGAAUAUAGUACCAUGCUGGGAGUGCCGCUACUGUAGGAGAGGCAGUUACAACAUGUGUGUACCUCACAAUGUGUUUGGGUUCAAGCAAGCAUCUCAAGGAGCCAUGGCAACCUUCAUGAAGUACCCUAAAGGAGCUAUUGUUCACAAGGUCUCUAUGAGCAUCCCUCCCGUCCAUGCUGCCUUCAUUGAGCCAUUAGCAUGCUCUGUACAUGCUGUGAACUUAGGGGAGAUACAGAGAGGGGACGUGGUGGUGGUGAGUGGGUGUGGUCCCCUUGGACUAGGAAUGGUGGCAGCUGCAAAACUAAAGUCUCCAAAAACCCUCAUAGCACUUGACCUUUACGACUGGAAGUUAGAGAUUGCUCAGAAGUGUGGUGCCGAUGUUGUCCUCAACCCUACCAAGUGUGACCUCUACGCUGAGGUGGGUAGACUCAGUGAGGGCUAUGGCUGUGAUGCGUAUAUAGAGGCCACUGGUCACCCUCAGAGUGUGAGACAAGGGCUGCAGAUGAUAGCCAAACAUGGCCGCUUUGUGGAGUACAGUGUAUUUGGGAAGGAGACCUCUGCUGAUUGGACCAUCAUCUCUGACGCUAAAGAGCUGACGAUCAAAGGUGGUCACCUUGGCCCGUACUGCUAUCCAGUGGCUAUUUCUAUGAUUGAGAAGAACCAGCUCCCCUUGGAAGACAUCAUUACACACCAGCUAACAUUUGCUGAGCUGGAGAGAGGCAUUGAGCUGGUCAACAAGAGUGCAGAGUCCAUCAAGGUUGUCCUGCUACCAAGCUAGCUUACUUGAACUAGUGUAUACCUAGUUAGAGCUUGGACAUGCUAUAUAAUUAUAAUGUACUUAAUUUUUUGAUAUUAUUGUUCAACAGUCAUUGCACGAUCCUGA